This is a messenger RNA of Haliotis rubra (blacklip abalone), 944 nucleotides long. RefSeq lists its product as uncharacterized. Lineage: Eukaryota; Metazoa; Mollusca; Gastropoda; Lepetellida; Haliotidae. The transcript has 5 exons. The coding region runs from base 147 to 782 and encodes 211 amino acids. The record is from RefSeq and is a predicted model, not a curated record.
AAUAUAGCCCGUCCUACCCGACAGCAAUGAGGAAGUAUGAUGUGUGAUAUUAUUAGUGCACUGUGUUCAGGUUUCCACCAGACGUAGGUAGGAUGCUUCAUGGAUAAGAUACAAAUUAGAAGACCAUACCAGCUGAAUCCAGAGACAUGACCAAUCCGACCAGUUUUGUCAUGGAAUCUUGGCAUGCGGGUUUCAUGAUGUAUGUUAUCGGAAUUGUCAUCACUGGUGUACAGUCCCAGUUGGCGAGUCCUGUGUUAGUGAGGGAGUCUGAGACAGCCAGCUUCAGGUGGCAGGUACCAGCUAUACCAGGGGGACUCUCUGUCCUGUAUGUCAUCAGUCCAUCUGGAGCUGCAGUACUACUGGCCAACACACUCAAUAACCACCAGGUACUGGGGAACUACACAGCUCGUGUCACCUACACCGGGAAUCUAACUGCUGACCCCAAGGUCAUGGCCCUUGACCUCCGCAGUGUUGUCAGAUCUGAUGCUGGGACCUACACCUGUAGGAGGAAUGGACCAACUGACAUUUUACCUCAGUGUGGACAGAAGCUGGUUGUUCUUGGUCAGUCCACCAAGCCAACUCGCAAUGGACCAUCAACCCCUGUGUUUGGAAGACAAGUGACCUUGACCUGCAGCUCCACCUCUACCACUGUCCCAGCUGACCAUGGUCUGACUUUGAUCUACACCUGGCAGCGUGACAACACUAACAUCACAGUUACCUCCCCUGGUUCCCCCCUACACCUUCACAGUGAGUUCCCGGGACAGCCACAGCUACAGAUGUAGAGCGAGAGAAAGUCAGGGUCCGGAGUCAGAGUGGAGCCAGGUGUACAACAUGGAGCCACAAUAUGGACCCUAUGCUGUGGUACUACAACCCUCCACUCUGUCCUACACCAGGAGGGAAGGUCAAGAGGUUGUACCAAGUAUCCAGUGUUCCCCCCACCUGUG